Messenger RNA from Macrosiphum euphorbiae (potato aphid), 3528 nucleotides. The record is from the annotation of a GenBank genome assembly. NCBI's taxonomy places the organism in Eukaryota, Metazoa, Arthropoda, Insecta, Hemiptera, Aphididae.
AUGGGCGUCCUCGAAGAAGCAAAGGAAAGAUUGGCGGGUAUUCAGUGUAAAAUACAAAGGGUGUAUGACGCGGGAGAGGCAGUGGGAAAAGUACCUAACAAUAAGAUGGCACACACUAAGUUCAAAAUCAUGUACGCAACAUUAGAAAAUUUAUGUUCUGAUUUUGAAGCACAGUUGACGGUUAUCAUCCGAAGUCAAUGUAAAGGAGGAGUAGUAGGAGAGUUGGUUGACACGGAAAAAUUACGAACGGAGUUUGAGGACAAGUAUGUAGGUAGUAAAAUAUUUGCCGACGAAUAUCUGCCUGAAGCCACCGCCGAAGCAUCACUGAAUAAAACGUUUAUGGAACAAAAACCUACCGCCACCACAAGUGCUUAUUUCCCUGUAGAAAAACUAUCUAUUCCUAUAUUUAACGGAAAUCCGAUUGAAUACACCAGUUUCGAACGUCAUACAAUCAUAAAAGAGUUGAACAGGUGUUUCCGAUGCUUCAGUGCACAUAGAGUGGUAGACUGCAAAAACCCGAAAACUUGUAAAGAUUGUGGGGGGAAGCACCACACUAUGCUACAUCUUUCAAACACCGAAAAAACCGUUAUUGCAGAGCCCGUGACGUUCGCAGCUACCGCAACAAACAGUGUUCGUACAUCAGUUCUUUUGGCAACGGCUAUCGUGGUUGUGCAAACCACACAUGGGUACUCUGUUAACGUAAGAGCUUUAUUAGAUAGUGCUAGCCAAAGCAGUUUCGUGACCGAACGCUGUGUACAUCUGUUGGGACUUCAGCGAGAAAAUCGAGAUAUUGUGGUACAAGCUCUGGCCGGUACCCAGGUUCCAGUCGUAAAAGGAAGUACCACCAUUAACGUACGGCCAGUAGGUCUCGAAAAUCCCCAAUUUAAUGUUAACGCUUUAAUAUUACCCCGCAUAACCGGUCCUAUACCAUCAGAACGCGUUUUCACGGAACCUUGGCCACAUACAGUUGGGUUAAAUUUAGCAGACCCUGACUACGAGAAACCACUACCCGUCGACAUUCUACUAGGAGCAGAUGUGUUCCCACAACUCAUUUUAGGAGAUAAAAGAGUUGGCAACACCGGUCAACCAACAGCUUUAUCUACAGUUUUUGGAUGGGUAUUAAUGGGAAGAACCUUAUGCGCUACGAAAAAUAAGAUUGUCACAAUGUGUUCAACACUAGAAUCCGUUAACCAAACCUUAAAACGCUUUUUUGAAGUGGAAGAAGUUCCAAAUGUCGAAAAAAGUUGCCCAGCGGAUUUAGAGUGUGAGCGAAUCUACCAGUCAACCACAACGCGUCAACCAGACGGUAGGUACGUAGUCCAUUUACCGUUCCUGAAAACCCCUCCACAACUUGGACAGUCAAAAGAUCAAGCCUUGAACCGUUUAUAUCAUUUAGAAAACCGAUUUGCAAAAAAUCGUGUUUUGCGUGAGGAGUAUAACAAAGAAAUGAGGGAUUACCUAGAUACCACCCAUAUGACCAAAUUAAAUCAAACCCUUACAAAUGAACACAACACUUAUUACAUUCCACAUCAUGUAGUUAUACGGCCUGAAAGCACAACCACAAAAAUGCGAAUUGUUUUCGAUGCAUCGGCAAAAACAUCUUCUGGGAUGUCAUUGAACGAUAACCUCUAUUGCGGAAAGAAGCUCCAACAAGACCUACCAGGGAUAAUUUUGCGGUUUCGUCUACAUCCCAUUGUGUUUACGGCAGAUAUAAAAAAGAUGUUUCGUCAAAUAGUUGUAACUGAAAAGCAUCGUCCCUAUCAGCGAUUGUUAUAUAGAUUCAACCCAGAGGAGCCUGUGCAGGAAUAUGAAAUGAAUAGAGUUACUUUUGGUCAAAAAUUUUCUCCAUUUAUUGCGAUUCGUACGCUACAUAAACUGGUCGACGAUGAAGCGUCUAACGAUGAAACAUUAAAGGCUAUCGUUCAUCGGGAUCUUUAUGUCGAUGACAUAGUCACAGGUACAAGUACUCUAAACGAAGCGCUCGAAUUGACACAAAACCUAAUCACAUUAUUCAAAAAGGGUAAGUUCGAACUGCGAAAAUGGUCAAGCAACUCUGAGCAACUGUUAACCCAUAUUCCGCUAGAACACCGACAAGUACUGCCAAUUACUUUCGAAGAACGGGAUUCCGGCUGUACAAAAGUUCUCGGUUUAAAGUGGGACCCGAAAGUGGACUCACUCAGCUACCAAUAUCAACCCUGUCCAGUAAAAUUCAGCAAAAGAGUAAUACUAUCAGAAAUCGCGCGUAUCUAUGAUCCUCUAGGCCUUCUCACUCCUGUUACAAUGGAUUUAAAAAGACUAAUGAAAUACCUCUGGUUGGUUGGAGUAAAUUGGGAUGAAACAAUACCGGAAGAAGCAAUGACCUCUUGGACCCAAUACCACCGAGAGUUACCCGUUCUAGCUACCCUGCAAAUUCCUCGCAUGGUUACCCAUCCGAAUGCUACAUACGAGUUACACGGGUUUAGUGAUGCCUCUGAAGUAGCGUAUGCGGCUGCCGUGUACCUAAGAAUUGAUACUGGCACAGAAGUAAGGUGUCAUCUCUUGAUGGGAAAAUCUAAGAUAGCACCGGCUAAGAAGAUAUCUGUUCCGAGACUAGAGUUAUGUGGUGCUUGGUUAUUAGCUCGUCUUCUUGCGUUUGCGAAAGAUAACUUGUCCGCAAUCAAUAUAGAAAAGGUUACCGCAUGGUCUGACUCCAUGGUAACGCUACAUUGGAUAAAAAGUUCGACCUCACGACUGAAAACAUUCGUAGCAAACCGAGUAUCCAAAAUUCAAGAACAGACUCAUGUAGAAUAUUGGCGCCACGUACCAACCAAUGACAACCCAACGGACUGCGCAUCCCGUGGGCUCAGACCCGACCUUUUAGCCAACCACGACAUAUGGUGGUGUGGUCCUCCGUUUCUCCGACAACCUGAAAGAGAAUGGCCUGUGGAGAGUACGUUGAGUCCUAUUAGUUGUUCAGAGGAAGAAAAUGAAGAAAAACCUAUUACGCUUUUGUCCCAAGGAAAGGAGGAAGACUGCCGGCUUCUUUACCAAUCAGACAACUUACCAAAAGUGUUAAGACUCACCGUCUAUUGGUUAAGAUUUCGAGAUCGUCUUAGAAAAAAACCGUUCUUACCGAGCACUUCUCCACCUACCACCGACGAAACGGACAGAGCACUUCGAUCAUUAGUACGCUGGACUCAAGACGUAUAUUUUUCCGACGAGAAAAAAGACCUCUCCAUGGGAAAACCAGCUCGGAGGCAUUUAAGAAAAUUAACACCGUUUCUGGAUGACGACCACUUGCUGAGGAAAGAAUACAUACUAUCCCUGCAUGAGAGAUCAAAAUGGACCCGUCCUAAUCGCAACCUCCAAGUGGGAGACCUGGUAUUAGUGAACGAACCAAGUGCCCCUCUGACAUGGCCCACAGCCCGAGUGGUCGAAGUUCAUCCAGGAGCUGAUGGGAUCGUCCAAAUGGCAAAAGUAAAGCUGUCAACGGGAAAAAUCUACACUCGGCCCUCAGUGAAACUGUGUCCUUUACCCCUCUCUGAUUGA